AUGGCAGACACCGACCAGGCAAUUGCCGAGGUGCACCGCAAGAUCGAGCGAGAAAAAGCUCUUAUCAAUGCCGCCACGCACAUGCGACAGUCGACCAGCAACGCCACCGUACAGGCCCGUGUCGACAGCAACAUCCGCGAUGGGCGAAGGAACAUUAGCUACUUGGAAGACAAACUGCAAGAGUUGCAGCUACGAAAGCGAGGCGGUCCGACGGAGGACGGCGCCCCCGCGCCACCCGCCCACGGCGGACCGGGCUACCAGACAUCUGAUGGUCGCGGUCACCGACCUUAUCCUGCCGGGGGUGGCCCUACUCCGCCGCCCAAGGACCAGCGAGGGUAUUUCACCGGCGAGAGAGCGGACUAUGGAGACCCAGGUCCAGGCGGGUACAGCCAGGGCGGCACCGGCAUGAUGCCACCACGAGCUCCCUACGGCGACCCUAGACCCUACGAUACUCCCAUUCCAAAACCGCGCCCGAACUUCUCAAAACUAGAUCUGAUCAAAUAUGACACCCCAUAUCUCGGGCCUAAAAUCCAGCUCAUGCUGUCCCAACUCGAAUUCAAACUGUCUGUCGAAAAGCAGUACAAAGCAGGCAUCGAGAAAAUGGUGCGCCUUUACCAAGACGAGGGCGACAGGAAAAGCAGAUUGGAUGCAGAAGGACGUCGCAUCGAGAGCAAUCAAAAAGUCCAAUUACUGAAACAGGCGUUGAAGAGAUAUAUGGACCUGCACGUCGACAUCGAAUCCGCAGACGGGGCGGACGAUGACAGCCUCAACGCUCCUAACAUGCGGAAACCAUUAACGGGACACUUGGAAAUGCGCAUCCAUGCCAUCAAGGACGUGGACCAUGCGGCCUCGUCUCGUUUUUCAAGAGGUCCCGAAACGUUCGUCAUCAUGAAGGUGGAGGACAAUAUCCGAGCCAAAACUCGGGCCACCCGGACCGACAAAUGGACCGAAGAAAUCCAUCAUGUGGACAUCGACAAAGCGAACGAGAUUGAACUGACCGUAUAUGACAAAGCUGGCGACCGGCCCACCCCGAUCGGCUUUCUCUGGAUCCGCAUUUCAGACAUCGCGGAAGAGAUGCGUCGAAAAAAGAUCGAAUCCGAGUUCAACCAGAAUGGAUGGGUGCCGGCUGAUAAGAUGGCCAACGGGGGAAGCCCAGGGAAACCAGGGCCCGACUUUCAACAACCUGCCCCUUUUAUGCCUCCUGGGGACGCGGCGGGGGCGGGGCCUGCGGCCGGGUUCCCUCAACACGCCCAACCUCUCAUGAUUGAUUCUUGGUUCUCCCUAGAGCCGGCGGGCAGAAUCCACCUCACGAUGAGCUUCCAGAAACAGACAGGCGCCCGGCGUCCGUUCGACAUUGGGCUCAACCGCCAGGGUGCGGUGCGGCAGAAGAAGGAAGAAGUGCACGAGAAGCAAGGGCACAAGUUCGUCAAGCAGCAAUUCUACAACGUCAUGCGCUGUGCGCUGUGUGGAGAUUUCCUCAAAUAUUCCGCCGGCAUGCAGUGUGCCGACUGCAAAUACACGUGUCACACCAAGUGCUAUCCCAAAGUCGUCACCAAAUGCAUUAGUAAGGCGAACUACGAGACGGACCCGGAUGAGGAGAAGAUCAACCACCGGAUCCCACAUCGUUUCGACAACUUUUCAAACAUCGGCGCCAAUUGGUGUUGCCAUUGCGGUUCUUUGUUGCCCUUAGGAAGGCGCAAUGCGAAGAAAUGUACCGAGUGUGGUCUCACCUGCCACGCGCAGUGUCAGCACUUGGUUCCCGACUUCUGCGGCAUGUCCAUGAUCGUGGCCAACGAGAUCCUCGAGACCAUUCAACGCACGAAGCACCAUAACAAGUCCGCUUCUGUUAGCUCCGGGAUGAGUGGACGAACCCUGAGGCCGAACUCGGCCAGGCUCGGCCCCACGUCGCCUACCCAGAGCUACAGCUCAGAGCCGAAUAUGCUGACACCGCAGAUAUCCAACCAGUCCUACGACCAUCAUCCCGAGCCUCCGAAGCCAUCUGCCGCCGCGAAGAGUGCGGCGCAGAAUUUGAUGUACAAUCAGCCUCCGCUGUCCCAGUCUCAACAGCAGCAGAGACCGGUUCCUCAUCGACCUGUCUCGGCGACAGCCAUCAAAGCCGCCGCCGCGGCCGCCAAUCGACCCCCAUCCCAGCAGCAGUACAAUGCGCCCUUCACAGAUUACAGUCCGCAGAAAGCGGCCGCCGAUCGAUAUGCCAACGCACGACCGCCCGCGCCAGAAGCGCAGCCGCCUCAUGCCUCGUAUGAUCCUCGCGCGUAUCAGCAGUACGAUCGAGCGCCAAUGCAACCACAAGCACCACACCACGCAACACAGCAGGCACUGGUUCCUCAGCAAAGACCUCAGCAGGUCCAGCCCAGUUACACCCCGGCCCCUGCCAAGCCGGUGCCGUCGCAACCACAACAGGUGGCGGCCCCGCCAUCUGGACGGGGGACAGGACCUCGAAUCGGUCUCGACCACUUCAACUUCCUGGCUGUCUUGGGAAAGGGCAACUUUGGAAAGGUCAUGCUCGCCGAGGCCAAGAGCUCCAAGAAAUUAUACGCCAUCAAGGUAUUGAAGAAAGAGUUCAUCAUUGAAAAUGACGAAGUCGAAUCUACCAAGUCCGAGAAACGGGUCUUCCUGAUCGCCAACAAGGAGAGGCAUCCCUUCCUCCUCAGUCUGCACGCGUGUUUCCAGACAGAGACUAGAGUUUAUUUUGUCAUGGAAUACAUUUCCGGCGGAGAUCUGAUGUUACACAUUCAGCGUGGACAGUUUGGCCUUAAGCGAGCUCAAUUCUAUGCCGCCGAGGUCUGCCUGGCUCUCAAAUACUUUCACGAGAACGGCGUCAUCUACCGGGACUUGAAGCUGGACAACAUCCUACUGACGUUGGACGGCCAUAUCAAGAUUGGUGACUACGGGUUGUGCAAGGAGGAUAUGUGGUAUGGAUCCACGACAUCCACCUUUUGUGGUACCCCCGAGUUCAUGGCCCCUGAGAUCCUCUUGGAUAAGAAGUACGGUCGCGCCGUGGACUGGUGGGCUUUCGGAGUCCUCAUCUACCAGAUGCUCCUUCAACAAUCUCCAUUCCGCGGCGAGGACGAAGACGAGAUCUAUGAUGCAAUUCUCGCCGACGAACCACUGUAUCCGAUCCACAUGCCCCGUGACAGCGUAUCCAUUCUGCAGAAGCUGUUGACAAGAGAACCGGAACUGCGCCUAGGCAGCGGGCCCGGUGAUGCGCAGGAAGUCAUGAGUCACGCUUUCUUCAAAGGAAUCAAUUGGGAUGACAUUUACAACAAGCGGGUGCCCACGCCCUUCAAGCCCACCAUCAAGAACGAGAAGGACACCAGCAACUUUGACCAGGAGUUCACCACCGUAACGCCGGUGCUGACGCCGGUGCAGAGUGUGCUUUCACCGGCUCAUCAGGAGGAAUUUAGAGGCUUCUCAUAUUCGGCCGAUUUCAUCUAG
This is a messenger RNA of Capronia epimyces CBS 606.96, 3456 nucleotides long. RefSeq names its product AGC/PKC protein kinase. The record is from RefSeq and is a predicted model, not a curated record. Gene Ontology annotation, biological process: protein phosphorylation; signal transduction; fungal-type cell wall biogenesis. The coding region runs from base 1 to 3456 and encodes 1151 amino acids. Gene Ontology annotation, molecular function: diacylglycerol-dependent serine/threonine kinase activity; ATP binding. Lineage: Eukaryota; Fungi; Ascomycota; Eurotiomycetes; Chaetothyriales; Herpotrichiellaceae. The transcript has 4 exons.